GAUUUUCGUAUUUGUGAAGUGCACCCUGCUAUAAUUUUUACCGCGUCGAAGUGAGUCAUCUUGGGGUCCUUAACUAUAGAAAUCCCCAUAGGGCGAAAACUGUGUUCUGCUACCUGAAGUCUGAGGGAACCGCUAGCCGAAAAAUGGACUUAUUUGGCGACUUACCUGAACCAAAUGCAGAGAAAGAGACAGAAGAGGAAGUAAAGUCAGAAAUGCAGGUGUUUAAGAAGCAGGCAGAAGUUUCCUUAUUUGAUGACCUUCCAGCCGAGUCGACCCCAACUUGCGCACCAGAGGUCAAAGUGCUCAGCAAUGGGUCAAAGGUCGAUGACCCUGAGGCCAGAGGUCAAAAGAGGAAAGCAGAAGAAGAGAGCCAACAAGCACAGAAGAUCACUGCUAAAGGCCUGUCCAGUCUUGUCGGCUAUGCUGCUGGGAGGAAGGGAGAGAGAGAAGAGAUGCAGGAUGCACAUGUCAUCAUGGAUGACUUCACACAUCAGUUCUCCUGCCUCUCUCCCAAAAUAUCUAGGUUAGCGUACUACGGUGUAUAUGAUGGACAUGGUGGGAAGAGAGCAUCUCUGUACACAGCUGACAACUUACACAACAACAUUGCUGACAAGUUUCCUAAAGGAGAUGUUUUGAACAUGGAGAAAGAAAUUAAGAAAUGUCUAAUCGAAGCUUUUAAGAAAACAGAUGAAGAGUUUCUAAAAGAGGCGUCAAAACAUAAGCCUGUGUGGAAGGAUGGGACCACAGCUGUGUCCAUACUAGUGGUGGAUGACGUCAUGUACAUAGCAAACCUGGGUGACAGUAAGGCAAUAUUGUGCAGAAGAAAAGAGGACGGGUCUCUGACGGGAGUUCCGCUGACUAAUGACCACUCUCCUGUACAAUACGAGGAACGACAGAGGAUACAGAAAGCCGGCGGCUCUGUCAGGGAAGGGCGAGUGUUGGGGGUUCUGGAGGUGUCACGGUCCAUCGGGGAUGGGCAGUACAAGCGCUGUGGGGUCAUCAACACACCCGACGUCAAGAGAUGCCAGCUAACCCAAGACGACAGGUUCCUGUUGCUAGCCUGUGACGGUCUGUGGAAGGCUUUCUCUGUCAGCGAGGCCAUCCAGUAUGUGUCAGAGGUACUGCAGGAUGAGACCAUCUUAGCCACAGAGUUCCACAGUGCAGAAGAAGUGAGAUUUGACACGGCUUGCAGCAAACUGGCAUCAGAAGCUGUCCUGAGGGGAAGCUCUGACAACGUUACUGUACUCCUAGUGUCUGUCAAAAAGUCCUGACAUCACCUGUGGUGUAGACAAUAGUACUGAAGACUCUGACUACAUCGCCAUACACUGUGCUAAAAGACUUUGGGUUUUUGUUAUGAGAAGUACAGUUCUGACAACGUCACUGUACUAGUGUCUGUCAAAAAGUCCUGACAUCACAUGUUGUGUAGACAAUAGUUAGCUUCUACCAGGCUUUGGGAGGCGGCUGGAAAGAUGCUAGGGAGCAGCAAACUGUUCUCUCCAGCAGACCAACUCCCCCGACAUGCUGUCUCUCUAUUUGGCAGAUUUUUACUCUUUCCAGCCUCCUCCCGAAGCCUAGUAAUAAAGGCUAGGCAAUAGUACUGAAGACUGACUGGGAUUUUUAAGAGGAGUACCGUUCUGACAACAUCGCCAUACACUGUAGUAAAAGACUUUGGGUUUUUGUCUGGCAAGAUGAAAAGAAGAAGUACAUUUCUGACAACAACACUGUACUUCUAGUGUCUGUCAAGAAGUUUUGACAUCACAUGUUGUGUAGGCAAGGAUACAUGUACUCAAAGACUUUGUGUUUUGUUAUGAGUAGUACAGUUCUGUUGACAAUUCUGUCACUGCACUCCUAGUGUCUGUCUAAAAAUCUUAAUGAGGCAUCUUAGAUGGUACCAAUCCACAUACAGGGUGCCAUAUCAACUCCUGAAUAUACUAAUGAUAUUUUUAAAAUCCUCUGGACCCCAAUAACUAAACAAAUCUCAAAAAUCGAACAAAUUCCUGAAACCCUACAUGAUGAGUUAAGCAUGUAGCUUUUUAGCUAAUCAUUUUUUCAGGGAUGCCAUUACAAAUCGGAUGGCACCCAGGCUAGCGAACACACACAAGAUCCAAACAAUACUAUAUGUAGUACCUUCUCACAGAAGGUUGUCUGGUAGGUAAUUACAAUGAAUGUACAAACAACGUGUUGUGGUGCUCUCCCUUUUCUGUAUCUGUAUAGCCGGUAUAACCGCCUUUCAGCGUAACACACCAGCUUCGCAGGCACGCGGCGCGGCGGCAGCUGGCUACAUUCCACUGAUCGCCUUUUUACAGUUACAAUCGGCCUAAAAAGGACUGUAACUGGACAGGGGGGGUUAGUUAGCCGGUCAUAGAGGGCCCAAUGUGUACCAGGAACAG
This is a messenger RNA of Branchiostoma belcheri (Belcher's lancelet), 2390 nucleotides long. Its product is annotated as integrin-linked kinase-associated serine/threonine phosphatase 2C-like. NCBI's taxonomy places the organism in Eukaryota, Metazoa, Chordata, Leptocardii, Amphioxiformes, Branchiostomatidae. Bases 144 to 1271 code for a protein of 375 amino acids. Gene Ontology annotation, biological process: protein dephosphorylation. The record is from RefSeq and is a predicted model, not a curated record. Gene Ontology annotation, molecular function: protein serine/threonine phosphatase activity; cation binding. The transcript is spliced from 10 exons.